AUGAGUAAACAAGACCCUAAAAUUUAUGUAUCUAGUCCUACCAAUUUGCAUGUAGGAAUUGGUGGCCUGGUUGCCUUGCAAACUGCGCGCGGGGUUUUAAGGGGAGAAAGGGAGGCUAAGGUCAGGGUACUGUUUGACGCGGGAAGUCAUCGCUUCUUUGUGACUUCGAAAGCAGCUAGUCUCGUUGAUCCCAAGGGUUUAAGACGGGAUUUGUUAGGCAUUAAUAUGUUCGGUCAGAAAUGUACCAGGUCCGAACAAAGGGAUGUGGUCGAAUUAAAGCUUAAACCUCUGCAUGGGGAUAAGGUCAUAAGUGUAGAAGCUUAUGUAGUACCAGAAAUUUCCAGUAUACAAAAUGCACACAUAGAAUUAGCACGAAAGGAUUACCAGCACUUGAAGGGCACAUGGUUUUCUGAUGUUUGUAGCCAGGAAGUUUUAGAAAUAGACGUUCUCAUAGGAGCAGAUUAUCUUUGGCAGUUUCAAACAGGUGUUACCAGGCGAGGUAGACCAGAGGAUCCAGUAGCUGUUGAAACAGAGUUAGGUUGGGUUUUGUCAGGUCCUCUUAGAGCAAGGGACAUAGAAAGGGUUGGAGUAGCUCAGGUAAAUUUUGUAGCACAGAUAGGUAAUCAGGAGUGGAACAAUGAUAGUUUAGAGAGUAAUGUGCAAAGGCUUUGGAGUUUGGAAGGGUUAGGCAUAAUUGACAAGGAUGGUGUUCAUGAGGAAUUUUUAGAUGGCGUGACCUUCACAGGCAGUAGAUAUUCCGUGAAACUGCCCUGGAAGGAAGGCCAUGACAAGCUUUCAGACAAUUACGGGAAUAGUCUAGCGAGAAUGAAGAGCCAGUUAAGGCGAUUGAAGAAGGAACCUGAAUU
Molecule: messenger RNA, 866 nt
Organism: Paramuricea clavata
Lineage: Eukaryota; Metazoa; Cnidaria; Anthozoa; Malacalcyonacea; Plexauridae
Source: the annotation of a GenBank genome assembly